CCGUUUUAAUCCUUCACCCAAACGAAACGCACCCACUUUUCAUUUGGAAUCUUCGCCACCGUUCUCCGGUCAAAUUUCCCGCGGUUUCUGAAACCUCCGGCGUCAUCUCUGAUUCUCCGGUCACCGCAGAGAGCAUAGAAGGUCGUGGACGAUGAGCAACGUGUUCGAGGGAUACGAACGCCAGUACUGCGAGCUUUCGGCGAAUCUAUCGAAAAAGUGCACUGCGGCUGGUGCUCUUAAUGGAGAGCAAAAGAAACAAAAAGUUUCUGAAGUAAAGGCAGGAAUUGAUGAAGCAGAGGCUCUGAUUCGAAAAAUGGACCUUGAGGCAAGAAGUUUGCAGCCAAAUAUCAAGGCUGUGCUUCUUGCUAAGUUGCGGGAGUAUAAAUCGGAUCUAAACAAUCUUAAAAGUGAAGUUAAGAAAAUUGUGUCUGGUAACUUCAACCCUUCUGCACGGGAUGAGUUGUUGGAAUCAGGCAUGGCAGAUGCUAUGACGGCAUCAGCUGAUCAGAGAGGAAGAUUAAUGACUUCAACUGAGAGGUUGAACAAGACCGGUGAAAGAGUUAAGGAUAGUAGGAGAACAAUGUUAGAAACAGAAGAGCUUGGCGUUUCAAUUCUUCAGGAUUUGCAUUCACAGCGACAAUCUCUGUUGCAUGCUCAUAACACGCUUCAUGGAGUGGAUGAUAACAUAGGCAAGAGCAAGAGAAUUUUGUCCAACAUGUCAAGAAGGAUGAACAAGAACAAGUGGAUGAUUGGCGGCAUUGUUUUGGUCCUUGUUGUUGCUAUCGUCUUGAUCCUCUACUUCAAACUUUCUAAAUAGCCAAUGGCUCACCUUUUCUCGUAAUGGUUCAUAAAUAUCGCUAAGAUACAACGUAUUCCUAUUAUUUUCUGAUUUGUGAGUGCUCGGACAAAGGUGUUCGUUGUGCAGUGCUGCUAGCUAAUUUGGCACUAUUGGCUUCUUUCAAUGUAUCGCAUUAUUUGUAAUGUAUGGAAUUCUGAUUUCUUUUUGGCCAUUUUUUGCAUGAAUUUAAUCGUGAAACCAGAAUUCUGUGUGGUUAUGCUGUUCAAAUUUA
Gastrolobium bilobum is the source of this 1070-nucleotide messenger RNA. RefSeq names its product vesicle transport v-SNARE 11-like. The coding region runs from base 152 to 817 and encodes 221 amino acids. Gene Ontology annotation, cellular component: endoplasmic reticulum membrane; SNARE complex; Golgi apparatus. Gene Ontology annotation, biological process: vesicle fusion; vesicle-mediated transport; intracellular protein transport. Lineage: Eukaryota; Viridiplantae; Streptophyta; Magnoliopsida; Fabales; Fabaceae. Gene Ontology annotation, molecular function: SNAP receptor activity; SNARE binding. The record is from RefSeq and is a predicted model, not a curated record. The transcript is spliced from 6 exons.